CACCCUCUCGUAUCCCUUGUGCGGCGUGCUCAGCAUGUUUACCAGCCUCCUCAGUCUGAUGUCUCCCUUGGUGCUGGUGGUCAUGUCGCUGGAGAGAUACGUGGCUGUGUGCCACCCUCUCAGGCACGCCUCCAUCAUCACCGUCAGGAACACCAUGUGGGCCGUGCUUGCCGUGUGGGCUUUUUGUUUCUUCAAUAUCCUCAUCCAGGGGCUUUUAUUGAUCAUGUUUCCAUUCGAGCAGCUGAAGAGUCUGCAAAUGACGCAGCCGUGCAGAUACAGCGCCAUGUUCCUCGUGCCACUUUCCGAAUUGUACGCUAACAUUUACACGUAUUUCUUGUUCACCUCGGCAAGCCUGACCAUUGUUUUCAGCUACAUCGGUGUGGUGUUGUCAGCCAGGUCGGCGGCCACGGACAAGCACUCGGCCCAUAAAGCGCGGAACACGCUGCUGCUGCACCUGGUGCAGCUCGGCCUCAGCCUCUUGUCGGUCUUUCACUCCACCAUUAUGUUAUUCAUGUAUGCUUUGUUGAACCACGUCAACUUCUCACAAGUUCAGGCCAUUUUGUUUGUGUGCUUUUUUCAGCUGCCCAGAUGUCUGAGUUCUCUCAUCUACGGGCUGAGAGAUCAGAGCCUGCGGGUCGUGCUCGUGUACUUUUUUCUGCCGUCACCUCGGAGGGUCGGUCGCUCCUGAUAAAGCUGCGACUGUUUCCUGAGAGGAUCUCUCUUUUGUUCCUAUCCAUUCACAAUGUGCACGGUGUCACUUUUAACUCUGCAUUCAUUUGUUCGUGUUCGUACAGGAAGAAUAUGCAUCUACAAAUCUGUCGUGAUGUGUGCAACAGAAAACGACAGUUUUGUCCGUGCGUCACACUGAGUCGGGGUGGAGGAAUUGUGGAAGGCCCCCCGCAUCAGCCACUGCACACACUGUCUCGCCGACUGCUUUUCUGGGUUCGGAAGCACGGCGCGCAGUGUGCCCGCCGGGAGGUGGUCAAUGUUUUAUCGGCUGUCGUGAUACUUUGUGUGUGAGCUGGCUUUAUUGCGCAUUAAAAUGACCUGUUUCCAAAGUG
Hippocampus comes (tiger tail seahorse) is the source of this 1061-nucleotide messenger RNA. Its product is annotated as olfactory receptor 1078-like. The record is from RefSeq and is a predicted model, not a curated record. The transcript has 2 exons. Gene Ontology annotation, cellular component: membrane. Gene Ontology annotation, molecular function: olfactory receptor activity; odorant binding; G protein-coupled receptor activity. Gene Ontology annotation, biological process: G protein-coupled receptor signaling pathway; detection of chemical stimulus involved in sensory perception of smell. Bases 35 to 688 code for a protein of 217 amino acids. Lineage: Eukaryota; Metazoa; Chordata; Actinopteri; Syngnathiformes; Syngnathidae.